AUGCGCGACACGUUGAUUAUGAAAACCCGUUUACGAGUCAUUCCUUCACCACACCCAUACCACCCCCCUCCGCAUUAUACCCAACCACUUACUUUUAUUCUUUAUCACCUCGUGCGACAUUGUCGCCACCUUAUUUUUUCUGUCGUGUCCUCUGUUCAUCGGUUCUCGUCGCUUAUUCUUAGACUAGUCCUGUAUGUCUUGAUCAGCGAUAGCACCACUUUUUUGGCGCUGCACUCCACUGCAAAGAUGAAACACACUGUCAAGAAGACAAUAAGAGAAAGCCAAGCGGGUAAAUGUCCGAACCGGAAUAUAGAAAUCCAAUUAGAAUCGGAGGCAAUGCGGCUUGAUAUUAACAGGGUGCUUCUUUCGAAAAACGGUUGGUCAGACGGCGGAGGGUCAAGCAGCCUGUGUCUAAAAAUGGCGCGAUCGACAUCUCCAAUGAUAGGCACCUGGGAAGAUUACAUCAAAAGUGGUCAUGCUUGUGAUAUCAAUUGUGUUCGGCCCUGCAGUUUUAUCAAAGUAAAUACCGAGGAUGAGGACCCAACUAAGACAUACGUACCUAUCGUAGAGGACGAGGGAGGCAACUUGGGAGCAGCGAAUUUGAGCGCGACGCAAAAAAUGUUUUCUUGUGUGCGAGUUGCCGGAGUUGACGUCUGGCAUCAGGCGCAUGAUCAGAGGGGCAGAGGUCGCGCCGUCGUGGCGCAGGGUCCUCAACACAAACACAGGGACUGGCAGUGGCGUCCAGAGCGUCUGAAUGUGGACCUGCAGUCUGUAGACUGGGCGGCGCAUCCUCCACGGUCUAGAGAAGGUUCUGCUCGGUUAAACAAGGUUUACUCGGGGCAUUGCAAAAUUAAAAAAGAUGGGAAAGGCGUUUUGUCGAUUAGGAAUGAGGAAGCCGACGGUGCGUUCCUCGGUCCGAGACCUGUCGGAGGGACUGGGCGCAGGUGA
Messenger RNA from Laccaria bicolor S238N-H82, 948 nucleotides. RefSeq lists its product as uncharacterized. Lineage: Eukaryota; Fungi; Basidiomycota; Agaricomycetes; Agaricales; Hydnangiaceae. The record is from RefSeq and is a predicted model, not a curated record. The transcript has a single exon. The coding region runs from base 1 to 948 and encodes 315 amino acids.